GGUGGUUCCUGCUUUCUCUGCAAUUUUUGCUUUCGCAAUGGCCUCAAGAAGGCUAACCAGGUCUGCCUUGGCAGCCAUUAGAGCAUCUUGGAUAUCUCACCAUCACGCUCGCGCAACUCCGAGCAAUUCCGUCUUCAAUUCUCUAUUCCGGCCUCCAAUUCUCGACCGAAUUGCAGAGAACAAUGCCAUACCUCACUCAAAUGCUCUAUCUCGCGGCUUACAGUCUUCCGCUCCUUGUUUUUCUACCGCAAGUAGUGCUUCCCAGGUUGAUAAUGCGCAUGUUGGACUUAUAUACGUAUCAUGUACCAGAUUUAGUGAAUGGAUAUCAAAUUUAGUUAUUCUCCCAGUUUGCGAUGCAAGGGGACGUAUGGAAACCAUCACUCGGAGUACAGUGAGAUGGCAUGGGAGGGCAUGCAUAAAUGCUGCGGUUGAGGCAGCAUUGAUGAACAGACAACAAAUUGUGGAAUCUGAACAUUUGAUGAAAGCCCUUUUGGAGCGAAAGGAUGGGCUGAAACCAAAGAAAAUUGAUCUUCACUUCACAAAGGAGGGUGUUGAACUUCUGGGGAGUUUGGAUUUUGAUCCCAACUUUGGAGCAAGGCCAAUGAAGAGGGUAAUCCAGCAAAAGGUUCAGAAUGAAAUUGCCAUGGGAGUCUUGAGAGCAGAUUUUAAGGAGGAAGAUUCACUUAUUGUUGAUGCUGAGACAUCCCCUUCAGCUAAAAGUACCUUCCUCCCCACAACAGAUUGUACACCAAGAAAUUAGAGAGCAUUUCUCCAUCAGAUGCAAUGGUAGCAAGUAACUGAUGUUACAUUUUCCAGUUGUCACUCGUAAGUUGAAAACAGCAGUUUUUUAUUGUGAUUGAUCCAGCUUCAAUUUUUGGUGGAGAUAAAAGAUCCUUUCACAAGUUGGAUGAAACAAGUACUAAAUCUUAAAAUUUCAG
Rubroshorea leprosula is the source of this 938-nucleotide messenger RNA. Lineage: Eukaryota; Viridiplantae; Streptophyta; Magnoliopsida; Malvales; Dipterocarpaceae. The record is from the annotation of a GenBank genome assembly.